CCUUUCCUUACCACCAGCAUCGCGACGCGACCGUGAAAUUCGUGUACCCAUCACCCGCCCCGUUAUGAAUCUGUCGGUGAAAUUGAGGCACUAGAGCAACGGUUUGGCAGAAGAUUCAAUUCUUAGGAAACGGACGUUCGUUACGGAGAUCACCCGCAAAGUCCUGUCAUGGACGGGAAAUAGCUUCUAUCAGUUUAAUUAAACGCCAGAAGGGCCACCAACCGCCGCAGCUGGCAGCACCAAUGAUGAGUCUUGAUACUCAUGGAAGCCUUGUGGUAAUGGCUCUUCGAAUGGAUGUCACUGGUGACGCAGACCCCGAAUCGUGUUUUCCACCUGUGCUUUCCUCAGGCUGUUUCAAGGCUACUCUAUAUAAACCCCAUUCAGCCCUCACGUUCCUUAAGCUCCUUCGACGACUCUUCCACCUGCGUCUCGUCCUUUCAGCUCGACCAUGGCACCAGUAGACGUCAUCCAAGGCAACGGAACAUACCGUAUCGUAAACGCCAAAUCCCAGACGUUGCUCGACCUUUCCCAAGGGGACCAGCGCAGCAUUAUCGGCUGGCCAAGAAAUGACGCCGCAAACCAACACUGGACUCUCCUCUGGGCCGGCAACGCGUGGCACAUCCAAUCCCCUUCCAACGGAUUGUACUUGGGCUUGGGCGGUUCUGGUACACCAGGCGAUGGUGUUCCUCUUAUUGCCACAGCAGAACCAACAACGGGGUGGGAUAUUUGGCAGGAUAAUGUGAAUCCAGAGGCUUAUCGAAUCUUCAUUCCAAAUACGUUUUUGAACUGGGAUCUUUGGGCUAAUGGCGAUGCCACGCCGGGGAAUCCUGUAACUUUAUGGACCUCAUGGUCUGGUAUUCAUCAGACGUGGAAGUUUGAGCCCGUCUAGACCAUUGUAUUCUCUACUACUUCCUUCAGUCCUUUGUCGUCCUGUUUUGCUUUCGAUAUGUAUGCACUGCCUAGUAACAUUAUUAUACAAUUGUGGUAUGUAGCUGCGGGUAACCUGUUUACGAAUUGGGCAUAAGCAAAAAAAAAAAGUGAGAAGUUAAACAU
Molecule: messenger RNA, 1053 nt
Organism: Marasmius oreades (fairy-ring Marasmius)
Lineage: Eukaryota; Fungi; Basidiomycota; Agaricomycetes; Agaricales; Marasmiaceae
Exons: 6
Coding region: 449-889 (146 amino acids)
Source: RefSeq, a predicted model, not a curated record